Pieris macdunnoughi is the source of this 1365-nucleotide messenger RNA. Lineage: Eukaryota; Metazoa; Arthropoda; Insecta; Lepidoptera; Pieridae. The record is from the annotation of a GenBank genome assembly.
AUGCAAACGACUUACUUUCAUGAUAUUCCAGUUGAACAAUUGGAAAACCUCAAAAUUGAGGAUGCGUCAAAAGACAACCAGGAAUUGAAGAGCGAGCAUAUCGAAUAUCACAGUCUUGAUACAGUACAAUCCAACGGUGAGCUAGUAUCGCGGCUCGAACAGCACGCAACGGCGGAUUCGGCGAAUGAUGAAAAGCCCAAAAUUCAUGCUGAAACCCAAGUAGACCUACCAUCUAAAAACAUUCAUAAAACCCUCGUGCAGGAUGGAGAACAUGUAAGCCUGGUUGAAUCUACUUCCGCUCCAAGCGAGGAACAGACAACUAAGGUAUUUCACGGAGCAGCUCGACUAAUUCAACCCGGUUCAGCAACUUCGAAUCCAUCAAAUGGUCACACUGCGGUACGUCGGGCAUUCAACGCCGACAUCACCAAGGAAACCAAGAAUAACAUGGACCACUAUUCAUCAUACGCCGGUGUACAAUAUUCACCUCUGGACAUGGCUGAAUAUGUCUUCUGGACUGGCGACGAACAUGGAGUAACUAAUGCAAUAGAGGAAUUUCUUCAAGAGGGAUUGAUGAACAAAGAAGAGGCCAUAGCGUUUCUACAAGAGAUAAAAUUUAACAUCGACUAUCUUCGGGCACAUUACGCUCAAACCAUUAACGCAGAAAACGCUCAGCAAGAUAAACUGAGGAACGCACUUUUAGAACAAAAUUCAAAGAUGUACCAAUACAGACCAAUGCUCCAAUCGUUCCCAUUCGGUGGUAGCCCUGAUAUCGUCCGGUCAAUCGCGAGCAAAUCCUGGGACAUGAGCAACAAUUUAAACGCUGUGCCAGCCCUACCAGUCUCAACUGAUCUCCGACCGGAGAUUGCGAAACGUGGCUACGAUCCUAUGCUGCAGACGAAUGUUAUCAGUACGUCUGACUAUGACCGCGAUGGAACCAUUGUGAGUGAAGAAGAGUAUGAAGAGAUGAUGGAUAAACUUCGAGCUGCUGACACCCUCUACACUGAGUAUACCCUGGAAGAGAUAAUCUACCAGCUAGCCAAGAUGAUGUUCUCACAGUCGCUAUCCCGGGAACCUGCGAGUGCGCGUGCGUCGAUGCAAAGAUUCAUGACCUUCCUCGAACUAGAAGCCGAAAGGGGACAGCUAUCCAGGAACAUUGAGAAGAAAGUUCUCGAUGUCAUGAUCGCAGCACUAACAGACACAAUCGGCGAUCACCCCGAGCUGUUGCAGUCCAGAGACGGCAUUUCCGCUAAUCCAGCUACAAGAAUUAUGCGACAAUUUGGCGAAAGCACACCAUCCACGGCCAUGAAUCGGGCCAUUCUUUCUGCCUACAAACACGAACUGCUAAAGGGACCUCCCCAUCAUUAA